AAAUCUUUAAAAUGUCGGAAAGCACAUCAAGAAACGAAAGACGGCAGAGGCAAGCAUACAGAAGAAGGGCCACCAGAAACGACAACAUAGAAAGAAAUGACCGAUACUUUUCAAAUGGUCCACUGAGUCCUCUAAGAAGUCCACUUAACCCAAAGCAAGGCCAAGGGGUCUCGAAACAUUUGGAUGACAGAAGAGAACGACGUGCAUGUUGGAAGGAGCUGGACAACCAGGAGUUCACAAAGAUCAGUUUGAAGGACGAAGAUUUUCCUGAUUUAGGAUCUUGCCGAUUCACUCCUGAGGUAAACAGAGAUGUAACAAACACGACAACUAGUCAGGCCACUGGUGACAAAGAAAGCAGGAGAUUUCGUAGGAAGUUGGAGAUGACAGAUAACAAGAAAAACUCAAAGAAAGUCUUCAGAGAAAACAGUAGAACGGAUGCUGAAGUGGAGAAGAAUGAAGUAAUACUCAACAGGCGUCAAAAGGCUCUUGAUUACGGCAAAAACACCAUUGCAUAUGACAACUAUAUUGAACAGAUCAAGAGACAUGAGAGACAGAAAGGUUACCCGAGAACACCAGACAAGGGCCAGAAAUGUAGUCGCCGGUCCUGGGAUCAACAGGUCAGAUUAUGGAGAAUAGGGCUGCAUCGCUGGAACAACUCUUCUACCCCCGGACAGAGCAUGGAAGGUCUGUUUGCAGACACAUCAUCUGAGAGUGCUUCUGAGGUUGGAGAUCGUAGUUCAACUCCAUCUGUUUGUAUGGAAGAAUGUGAUGUUAUCUCUGUUGAACAUGGAGACAGAGACAAUGAGAAUUGUGUGGAGGAAAAGGUUUCAUGGGCAGAUCAAGUAGCACAGCAGCAAAACCUCUUGGACAAUUUUGAUAUUGAAGUGUGUCUGAAAGCAGAAAAAAUUACCUUUGACUGAGAAAAUUCAUGACCACUGAAGUUAAAUUGUACAAGACUCCCAAUAUUAUGUUUUAGUGUUUGAAACUGCAGUGUUUAACUCUUAUUCUGUAUACCUGGAGAUGAUUUUUACCAAGAUGGUAUUGGCUGUAAAUGAUUUGUUGAUUGGCUGUAUGUUUGCUUUGAUUGGAUUUAAAAGUCUCCAGGGUUAAGAAUAAUCGCUCAAAUGGUAGCUAUUGACUGAUGACAGUGGAAGAUAGUUUCAACAUUAAAAAUCCUUAUUAUUUAAUUGUUCACCAGUGUCAUUCCUGCAUUAAACCAAUAUUUUUAUCAUUUGAAAUCUAUAAAACAUUUCAUUGUUUUGGACUUGUGUAACUUAUUGAUUUUCAUUUCUGUCAUAGAAUUCAAGAUGUGUAACUGUGGGUGUGAUUUACUAUAGUAAGGCUUUGAAAAUUGUUAUAUCACCAACAUCUAUUAUUCGUUUCCUCCUGUAUCUGUCUGGUUUAUUGCACAUUCAUAAAAAAUUUUAGGUAUAAUAUACUUUGAUCAAUAGUUGUAAUUGUUACAAUACUUUACUAAUUAUAAAAGAAAGCUGUCAGAUCAUAUUGAUGAUAUAUACAUGUAACCAAAUAUUUCUAAUUGAAAUGAAGGAAAGAGUGAAGAGAAGUUUUA
Messenger RNA from Ylistrum balloti, 1570 nucleotides. RefSeq names its product histone RNA hairpin-binding protein-like. NCBI's taxonomy places the organism in Eukaryota, Metazoa, Mollusca, Bivalvia, Pectinida, Pectinidae. Bases 12 to 920 code for a protein of 302 amino acids. The transcript is spliced from 8 exons. Gene Ontology annotation, biological process: mRNA 3'-end processing by stem-loop binding and cleavage; mRNA transport. Gene Ontology annotation, molecular function: histone pre-mRNA stem-loop binding; mRNA binding. Gene Ontology annotation, cellular component: histone pre-mRNA 3'end processing complex; cytoplasm. The record is from RefSeq and is a predicted model, not a curated record.